Messenger RNA from Miscanthus lutarioriparius, 483 nucleotides. Lineage: Eukaryota; Viridiplantae; Streptophyta; Magnoliopsida; Poales; Poaceae. The record is from the annotation of a GenBank genome assembly.
AUGACCUUCCCGCUGGUCUGCUACUGCAACGCGGUGCCGCGCCCCGUGGCCGCGCUGUUCAAGCUCCUCCACGCCGUGGCGCUGGUGUUUGUGCUGGUGCUCUGCUUCCUCGGCCUCUACGAGUUCCCCUACGACCCCGAGGACCACGCGCCGGUCAUCAACGGUCCGCCCCUCCGCCCACGCGGGGACGCCCCGAGGCCGGAGGCGGUGAAGCAGCGGCUCCCGCUCGUCGAGUUCCUGGAGCUGGCGGUGGCUUCGUCGCCGUCGUCGGGGGCGGCGGAGCCGACGUGCCGGGUGUGCCUGGAGAGGCUGGAGGCGACGGACGAGGUGCGGCGGCUGGGCAACUGCACCCACGCGUUCCACACGCGCUGCAUCGACCGCUGGAUCGACCUGGGCGAGGUGACGUGCCCGCUGUGCCGCUCCCACCUGCUGCCGCGUCGGCGCGCCGGCCUACUUGGCAUGGGUAUGGCACGGCUCGGCUAG